AUGGAGCUGCGCUCGGAGCUGCCCAGCGUGCCCGGCGCGGCGACAGCAGCAGCGACAGCAACAGGACCACCCGUGGCAUCGGUGGCGUCGGUGGCUGCGGCCGCAGCAGCCGCAGCGUCACUACCAGUGAGCGUGGCCGGAGGCUUGCUGCGGGCGCCGCCGCUGCUGUUGAGGGCUGCGGAGAAGUACCCGCGGACCCCCAAGUGCGCGCGCUGCCGCAACCACGGAGUGGUGUCAGCGCUCAAGGGCCACAAGCGCUACUGCCGCUGGAAAGACUGCCUGUGCGCCAAGUGCACGCUCAUCGCCGAGCGCCAGCGCGUCAUGGCGGCACAGGUGGCAUUGCGCAGGCAGCAGGCGCAGGAAGAGAACGAAGCGCGCGAGUUGCAACUGCUGUACGGCACUGCCGAGGGCCUGGCGCUGGCCGCCGCCAACGGCAUCAUCCCACCGCGGCCGGCCUACGAAGUCUUUGGAUCAGUGUGCGCCACCGACGGCGGCGCGCCGGGAGCUGGAGCGCCUGCGGGGAAUGCAGGGGGCGCAGGGGGCGCAGGUGAGAGCAAGGCCAAGUUGCAGAAGUUUGAUCUAUUUCCCAAGACACUGCUUCAGGCUGGCCGCCCUGACAGUCCGCAGCCGCCUCCGGUGAAGCCCCUGUCGCCCGACGGCGCGGACUCGGGUCCCGGAACCUCUUCCCCGGAGGUGCGGCCCGGCUCAGGCUCAGAGAACGGAGAUGGCGAGUCCUUUUCGGGGUCGCCCUUGGCCCGGGCCUCCAAGGAGGCAGGUGGCAGCUGUCCUGGUAGCGCGGGCCCGGGCGGUGGCGGCGAAGAGGACAGCCCCGGCUCCUCCAGUCCCCUGGGUUCCGAAUCGGGUUCGGAGGCUGAAAAAGAAGAAGCGGAGGCCGCCCCGACUGCCGGGCUGGGCGGCGGCCCGGGUCCGCGGCAGCGGACGCCGCUGGACAUCUUGACACGCGUCUUCCCGGGCCACCGCAGAGGCGUCUUGGAGCUCGUGCUGCAGGGCUGCGGCGGCGACGUGGUGCAGGCCAUCGAGCAGGUGCUGAACCAUCACCGCGGAGGCCUGGCGGCCGGCCUGGGUCCCGCCGCGCCGCUGGAUAAGGCGGCGGUGAGCGCGGCCGCAGCGGUGGACGACGCGUGGCCCGGGCGCGUGGACGCCGCAGCCGCCGGGGUUCCCGGGCUGCCCGCUCCGCUGCAGACCGGGCCCGCCGCGCCCCCGCACCACAGACCCUUGCUGGCCGGGGCCAUGACGCCGGGCGCGCUGGGCUCGCUCAGCAGCCGCUCCGCCUUCUCGCCGCUGCAGCCGAACGCCAGCCACUUCGGCGCCGACGCGGGCGCCUAUCCUCUGGGCGCGCCGCUCGGCCUGAGUCCGCUGCGCCUAGCCUACUCGGCGGCGGCGGCCCACAGCCGCGGCCUGGCCUUCAUGGCGCCCUACUCCACGGCCGGCCUGGUGCCCACGCUCGGCUUCCGGCCGCCCAUGGACUACGCCUUCAGCGACCUCAUGCGGGACCGCUCGGCCGCCGCUGCCGCCGCGGUGCACAAGGAGCCCGGCUACGGGGGCGGGCUGUACGGGCCCAUGGUCAACGGUACCCCUGAGAAGCAGUAGGGCACGGGGCCCCGCAGUACGGCGGCCCCCCGAAAUACUGACCCAGCCUGCUCCCCAAGCCACCGGCCCCUCUUCGCCCUGCCCCGGGCCCUUCGCUCAGAGUUGCCCUUGCGGGGUUGUUUUGGAGGGUGGAUGGGAGCAUCCCAGCUAAGAGUGCAAGUGUCUUCAGAGCAGCCUUGUGGUCUGGGUGCUCGUCCCACCUCGGGUCAUCCUCCCCCAGACCUGCUAGCCCAGUUGUCAAAAGGCCGGGGAUCCCUGAGAAUCCCGAGGGCGGUGGUGGCGCCCACCCCUGCUGCUCCCUUCGCUCCGCUCUCCUAGCCAGCCAGCGCUCAGGUGGAUGGCAGGAUAAAUCAGUCUCUUGUGUCUACGCCAGUACCCACUCCCCUUUCAUUUAAAAAAGAAAAAUCCGCUCUAACAAAUAUAAAUUUAGGAUGUAUCCAUCUCUUGGCACUGAGUCGAGUCUUUGGAACACGCAUAUAUAUAUCGAUAUCAAUUGUAAAAAAAAAAAAAAAAAAA
This is a messenger RNA of Acomys russatus (golden spiny mouse), 2127 nucleotides long. RefSeq names its product DMRT like family A2 (gene Dmrta2). Bases 1 to 1611 code for a protein of 536 amino acids. Gene Ontology annotation, biological process: regulation of transcription by RNA polymerase II; sex differentiation; germ cell development. Gene Ontology annotation, cellular component: nucleus. Gene Ontology annotation, molecular function: RNA polymerase II cis-regulatory region sequence-specific DNA binding; DNA-binding transcription factor activity, RNA polymerase II-specific; protein binding. The transcript has 2 exons. Lineage: Eukaryota; Metazoa; Chordata; Mammalia; Rodentia; Muridae. The record is from RefSeq and is a predicted model, not a curated record.